This is a messenger RNA of Xenopus laevis (African clawed frog), 465 nucleotides long. RefSeq names its product gastrula zinc finger protein XlCGF8.2DB-like. Bases 1 to 465 code for a protein of 154 amino acids. NCBI's taxonomy places the organism in Eukaryota, Metazoa, Chordata, Amphibia, Anura, Pipidae. The record is from RefSeq and is a predicted model, not a curated record. The transcript has a single exon.
AUGGCCCAUACAGAGGAGAAACCCUACACGUGCACAGACUGUGGGAGGGGCUUCUUUACAAGGAGUUUGCUUGUCAGCCACGUCCGACUUCACACAGGAGAAAAACCAUUCACUUGUCCAGAAUGUGGGAAAAGCUUUUCUCAAAAAAGCAACCUUCGUACCCACCAGAGAGUUCACACGGGGUUUAAACCUUUCAGUUGCAGUGAAUGUGGGAGAAGAUUUGUUCACAUGCGGGCACUUUUGGGGCAUCAAAUAUAUCACACGGGGGAGAAACCUUUUAGAUGUGCAGAAUGUGGAUUGGCCUUUGCAAGAAGGCGCUGCCUUAUACAACAUUAUAACAGCUCUAAGAAUGACUGCGUUGGGCCCAGGCAUCACAAUUGCACACAAUGUGGGAAAAGCUUUAAUUCAAGGUCCAUCCUGAUAAGCCACCAGAAGAUCCACAUUGGGGAGAAGCUUCUGACAUGA